Aphanomyces astaci is the source of this 1367-nucleotide messenger RNA. RefSeq lists its product as hypothetical. NCBI's taxonomy places the organism in Eukaryota, Oomycota, Saprolegniomycetes, Saprolegniales, Verrucalvaceae. The record is from RefSeq and is a predicted model, not a curated record. Gene Ontology annotation, molecular function: protein binding. The coding region runs from base 8 to 1192 and encodes 394 amino acids. The transcript has 9 exons.
AUAUAUCAUGCCACCGCCACCGUCAACAAAGCCGCGGCCGCCAGCCAAACGACUUGUUACUGCUGGCCAAGGGCUCUCCACAUCAUUGGUCAAUGCUGCUGCCCUCCAAGACCAUCUCGUGCGAAGUUUGAAUCUGAGCAUGCCAGCCAGAGUCAAAUUGGGGAAAACCAAAGCCGCUCUCCCCCCGUCACAACCGUCGUCGAGAUCCACGCCCCCUCAAGUGCAAACUCCUGAUUUGACGACGGGGUACCGCAAUGUGUGGGUGUGCGAUUCUUGUACACUCGAAAACGCGGAAGAAUCGGGUUCUCGGUGCUCGGCUUGUGGGUCGUUUAAGCCCAACAACCGCCGAUCGAAACUAUCGUUAGCCCAAAAGAAAGGCCUGGUACAAGCCCCGCCACCAAAACUAAGCCAAAACCAAUGGGAAGACUGCGAAGCGAAAGCAGAGGAGCGGGGAGACACGAUGCAUCCAUGCUCCAUCUGCCGGGAAUCGUUCGGAGUGCAGCCGAAAGUCAUUUUAAGCUGCAGCCACAUGUUCCAUCACAACUGCCUAGCCAGUUUUGAGCGGUUCCUGCGCACAAACCAGCGCGUGUGUCCGCUGUGUCGGAAGCAAAACUACCAAAAGCGCCACACCAACCAGGGCGAACGUGGAUACCGCAUUCAAUGCGCCGUGAAAAUACAGACUUUUGUGCGUGGGUAUUUCGCCCGCCGCCGAUUUCCAGCGCUGUUGCGUCAGUAUUUCAAGUCCGGCAAUGGCAGCCCAAGGCGCCGACAAGAGUUUUAUGCCUCCAAGAUAUCCAACAUCAGCGACCGCAUUGUCGAUGCGAUCGAAGCUCGGGAAGACUCGAUCGAUGCCCUCUUGGCCACGUUUGACAAGAGUUUGACAUUGAGUCGACAUGUGUUCAACAACGAACAAUGCGACGACGACGGGGGACACGUGAUGACCAGUGACAAGUGGAACGCUAUGCUCGAAAAGGCUGCGUUGCGAGACGAAAAGGAGUGCCCCAUUUGUAUCAACGCCAUUGACUCGUCGACAGCCAAACUUGUGGCCUUGCUCAGCUGUAGCCACGUCUUGCACGCAGAUUGUCUGCACGCUUUUGAAGCAUUCAACAUCUACGAAGUGCACUUGUGCCCAGUCUGUCGAAGCAACUACGAGUCGCGUGCCGUCAACUCGGACAUGACAUUUGCUGCCUGAUUUGCGGUUGGUUUGGGCUGACAACAUGGCACAUCAUUAACGUUACAACACGGAAUAACGUGACGGAUGGCUUGACGAAAUGCCAUGAACCACGUCGAAGUAAUAGUACAAUGUACUGUACUACCGGUAGUCAGUACUUGAAUCUAACAGUAACUUAGAUGUGUUAACUUGUCCA